This is a messenger RNA of Boleophthalmus pectinirostris (great blue-spotted mudskipper), 1499 nucleotides long. RefSeq lists its product as uncharacterized. Lineage: Eukaryota; Metazoa; Chordata; Actinopteri; Gobiiformes; Gobiidae. Bases 46 to 1083 code for a protein of 345 amino acids. The transcript is spliced from 6 exons. The record is from RefSeq and is a predicted model, not a curated record. Gene Ontology annotation, biological process: response to bacterium.
UUUGGGUGGGAAGACGUCAGUUGUGCAACAGAGUGAUGUGCCACAAUGAUACACAGACUGGGUCCUUUGUUCCUUCUGAGCACUUUAACUCUCAGUCAGACCAAUGGAGAUGACCAGAUUACUCGGACCAUGCUCAACCUUGGAGAUACGUUCACUAUGUCCUGUUCUGUAGACAGGACUGAAGCCGGAUUGCUUUAUUUCUACAAAAUGAGUUUGGAAUCACCAGUCCAAACCAUUGCAGAGGGAUCUUAUGAGAAAACAACAUUUAAAGAAAACUUCAACAAUGCAAGAUUUGGAAUAAAUCAAAUUAAAGAAGCAAAGGAAAAUGUGUAUACCUUCACAAUUUAUAAUGUGAGAGGAGAAGAUGCAGCCACUUAUGUUUGCCAAGCAGGAUCAUCAUACAAAAUGAGUUUUGUUAACACUACUCUUUUGAUUAUUCUUGACCAAGGGCACCACACUUUCUAUGUGGAACAAAUCCCACGGGCUUCAGCUCCUCUAGAAGGUCCCGUGCAUCUCAGCUGUUCUCUUGUGUCCAAGAACUACUCUCCACUUGAGUGUCCUUCUAAACGCAAUGUGCACUGGUUCAAAUCUGGACCAGAAGAAUCUGCAGCCAGCUUCAUCUACACGUAUGAAGAGCAGACUGAGGAGCAGAGCCAGAGGACAUGUGUCUACAGUCUUUCCACAACUAUACAGGACGUCAAUCAGACUGGGACAUACUACUGCGCUGUGGCCAUCUGUGGACAUGUCCUGUUUGGACCAGGGACCAAAGUGGAGAUAAACACAUAUUUUCACCCAGUUUUUGUUUCCUUCGGGGUCCUGCUGCUCUGCUCGGCUGUCAUCAAUGCUGUGAUGUUCUGCUUAUAUCGUAAAGCUGCUCAUCGUCGCAAAGGUGUGAUAACUACGUCCAACUCUUUUGAACUUUUGGACACUGUUAUGGCAGAUCAAUCCAACAAUGAGGAGGACAGAGAAACAGGUGUGAACUAUGUCGCUCUGGAGUUUCCUCUGAGAAAAGUGAAGAGAUCAAACAUGAAAAAUGGAUCUCCACCGGACUGUUUGUACUCAGCCACCAGAGGCUACACAUGAAAUUUCACCUUUAUUGUGAAAGAAGAGUAUCUUCACGCCUGUAGAUAUGGUUUUGUUUGUUAUAUAUUUUUAAUAUUGCAGUUGCUGAAUUAAAAUAAAGAAUAGUUAUGUAUUAUAUGUUUUUUUCUAAACUAUUUCUACACAUUCAAAGCAUUUUUAAACAGAUUAGGAUUUCUAGAGUGGUCAUAUGUAAUUUACCAGGGAAGUUUACAGUAAAGAAUGUCCAGUCCCAACAAACAUGUUGUACCCAAGAAUUCAUGCAUAUGCAAUAUGAAGCUGGAUUUUUUAAUGUUUUUUUUUUUUUUUUUGCAUUAUUCUUUAUCUAAUGUUCAUGCCAUGUUCUAUCAUUCAGAACACAUCUUGAAAAAAAAAAACAUUUUAGGUAAUAAGUCCCUUUUUUUAAAAGUAAUUUUAAA